AUGGUUAUAGUGAAGACAGUUCGAGCUAUGGCUUCGUUCGCGGCGCAGGCUGCACUGCGGUCGCGAUGGAGCUCACUGCUUGAGUCGACCAAUGUGGAUGUUCCUGGGGAGGUUACCGAUGGUGUCCGGUCUGUCGUUGGAUGGCUAAAACAGGCCUCCUUAGAAGUCCGUCAAGUGGGCAGACGUGCAGUGAGCCAGCUUUCCGGCCGCGGCAUGGACGAUGUCGUCAUUAUACACUACAACGAUGUGUAUAAUAUCGAACAAACCACCAACACGGAACCAGUGGGUGGUGCGCUGCGGUUCAGUACAGCCGUCAAGGCUAUGCAGCAUCUAAAUCCACUGAUUCUCUUCAGUGGGGACGCCUUUUCGCCUAGCAUGCUGAGUACCUUCACAAAAGGCGAACAAAUGGUACCAGUUCUGAACGAGAUAGGAACGCAUUGCGCUGUAUUCGGAAAUCACGACUUUGAUUUUGGUCUAGAAGUCCUAUCCGGCCUAGUAGCACAGUGCAACUUCCCAUGGCUCAUGUCCAAUGUCAUAGACAAUGAAACGGGUCGGCCAUUGGGCGACGGAAAAAUAACACACGCUGUUAUGUGCAAUGGACAUAAAAUAGGCCUCAUAGGACUGGUCGAACAGGAAUGGUUAGAUACAUUAGCAACGAUAAACCCAGAGGAAGUUACCUUCAUAGAUUUCUUGCAAGCUGGGUCAAAACUUGCGUCGCAGUUAAAACAAGAGGGAUGCGAAUAUGUUAUAGCGUUGACACACAUGCGGACGCCGAACGACAUCAAACUAGCGGAGGGCGACACCGAGAUCGACCUCAUACUGGGCGGUCAUGACCACGUCUAUGAAGUUAUUGAGGUGAACAACAAAUAUAUAGUCAAAAGUGGCACAGACUUUCGUCAAUUCUCGAAAAUCAGCAUAAGCUUCACCGCCGACAAUACGCGGGUGGACAUCGCCGAUGUUCACGUCAACAGCGCUUUCCCUGAAGACCAGAUCUUGAAGGCUAAGGUGGAGAAAUAUUCAGCAAUGAUAGAGGGCAAGAUGGACGAAGUGUUAGGCAAAUUCUGCGUACCUCUUGAGGGCCGAUUCUCCUACAUACGACGUGAAGAAUGCAACCUCGGCAAUUGGGUUUGUGAUGUUCUGCUCGCUGCUACAGGGGCGGACUUGGUUAUAUUGAACUCGGGCACUUUCCGGUCAGAUCAGAUACACCCCGCCGGUGAUUUUACUCUCCGCGACUUAUCGACAAUAAUUCCCAUGAGAGAUCCUCUAGUUGUGGUCGAGGUGACUGGCUCCACUGUGCUACAAGUUUUAGAGAAUGCUGUUAGCAAAUAUCCGAGUUUGGAGGGACGGUUUCCACAAGUAGCAGGAAUAGCCUUCGCGUUCGAUCCAUCUAAACCCCCUGGUGAAAGAGUAGCGGAACAAGUAGUGAAGAUUGGAGAUGAAUACUUGCAAAGGGAGCAGAGGUACCGGCUGGCGAUCAAACAGUAUUUACACGCAGGAAACGAUGGGUUUACUAUGCUGCCGAAGUGUAGAGUGUUGGUGGAAGAAGACAUGUGCCCGGAAGUGGGCAUCGCGAUCCAAAACCACUUCGCGGCGAUCAAUGUGCGCACGGGCAAGUCGCGUCACUCCAAGCACCGGCAGUCGCUCGUCACCCUCAGCAGGAGGCACAGUCUAGUGAAGAUGCUGGAUGGCAACGAAUUAGAUGGUCCUCCACCCCUACGACGAGCUUCCUCCGUUUCUACAGAGUCUUCCGGGCACCAUCACCACCCUAGGUUAACUCGCCGAGCGUCGUUAGAUGACCUAGAACAACAGUCUUGUGAGCUUGCACCUAAAAUCGAGAAUCGCAUUGUCAUCCUCGACAAACCUGAGAAACUACAACAAUUACUUGCAGACCGCGCAAGAUGGGAAUCGGACACAGUCAUCAAGGAAGUCGACGACGAGAGCUCACCAUAAAACAACUUCCGGAAAAAUAACAUCUUAGAAAGAACGAAAACAUCUAUAGAUAACAGUAACAAA
This is a messenger RNA of Hyposmocoma kahamanoa, 2013 nucleotides long. Its product is annotated as snake venom 5'-nucleotidase-like. Gene Ontology annotation, biological process: nucleotide catabolic process. Gene Ontology annotation, molecular function: hydrolase activity. The coding region runs from base 1 to 1950 and encodes 649 amino acids. The transcript has 15 exons. NCBI's taxonomy places the organism in Eukaryota, Metazoa, Arthropoda, Insecta, Lepidoptera, Cosmopterigidae. The record is from RefSeq and is a predicted model, not a curated record.